AUUUGGCACGUCAGUAAAGAGACCGCCCAAUCAGAGAGCGACUCUCCGUUAGUUUGACCAAUCAACAGCCGGCACUGGUCGACCAGUGAUGACGCAAUCCAAGCAUGCCUGAGAGCGGAGGAUGUUGAGGUCUCUCUCCAGAGUCUUUUCCUAUGUUCAAGCUGAAAGAAACCUCAAAUCUGCUGUGCUUCGUAGCCUCUGGUCUGCAGCCUCCGUUUGUUCUGAUUUUUAUUUGAAACCCACCAUGGAGACUAAGCUUUACAAGCCCCCUCAAGAGGUCCGGGGUAUGACCUCUCUCAACAAAGAGGCCUUUACACAGACCAUCACUGUCCCGGCUCUACGGGUGCCCAAUGGGGUCUUAAACAAAGUAGUUAAGAGCCUGAAAAAGGCAACCAUCCAGCGCCCAGGGGUGCCCAGAGUAGUGCAAGAUGAAGAAGGGAGUAGUGACUUUCGUUUAGUCCUGUUGGACCCCCACAGAAUCUCCUCGUCAAGCUCCUUCAGUGAAGGUGAAGCCGAGGCUCUGAGGUCUUUCAGUGUGGUUCAGGAGCUGCGGCACUAUGAGCUGCAGCUCACCUACCACAACCUGAAGAGUGAUGAGGUGCUGGAGGCAGUGCUCCCCCCGGGUCAGGACGUCCCCUCUGGGUUCAGCCGGGUGGGACACAUCGCACACUUUAACCUGCGGGACCACCAGCUCCCAUACAAGAACCUUAUAGGUCAAGUCAUCAUUGACAAAAACCCUGGUGUUACCUGUGUGGUCAAUAAAACAAACAUGAUCGACACCACUUACCGCUACUUCAAGAUGGAGGUGAUGGCUGGGGAGGAGAACAUGGUUGCCAAAAUAAAAGAAAACGGGGUGACAUACGAGUUUGAUUUUUCACGUGUCUACUGGAAUUCCCGGCUGAGCACAGAGCACCAGCGCGUGGUGCAGCUCGUGAAACGCGGGGACACUGUGUUCGAUGUGUUCGCCGGCGUCGGACCUUUCGCCGUCCCGGCUGCCCGCUCCGGAGCCAAUGUUUUGGCCAAUGAUCUGAACCCAGAAUCCCACAAGUGGCUGCAGCACAACUGCAAGCUCAACAAGGUGGAGAAGAAAGUCCGCACCUUUAACCUGGACGGCAGAGCCUUCAUCCAGGGGCCCGUGAAGCAGGAGCUGCCUGUGCUGCUGAAGGGAAAGGCCAAGGUUCACAUAGUGAUGAACCUGCCUGCCCUGGCUCUGGACUUCCUGGAUGCUUUCAGAGGUCUGUUGCCCCAGGAGCUUUCCUGCGACGAGAACCUUCCCACAGUGCAUUGCUACAGCUUCUCUAAAGAAGACAACCCUGAUACGGAUGUGGUGAAGAGGGCCUCCUGUAGCCUCGGGUUCCCCCUGAAGGACAAGUGUUCUGUGCAUUUUGUGCGUAAUGUAGCACCCAACAAAGAUAUGCUCUGCGUGAGUUUCACCAUCCCUAAAGAAGUCCUCUUCAGCGGUGAUCAAGAAAAGACAGAUCCUUCAGAAGAACCUGCUCCAAAGAGACAGAAGUGUGAAGAAGCCACGGAUUCAUGAUCGACCUGCCGAUAUUAGGAAUAAAAAACAACUUUUUAGUUGAGACAUUUGACUUUUCUUUGUUUUUAAUCGGAGUUUAACUGAUGCUUAAUAACAGAUUAUGUUGCAUGUUGUCAUAGGAAAUCAUGUCCAAUCUGUACUUCAAUACAUCAUAUUUUGUUUCUA
Molecule: messenger RNA, 1702 nt
Organism: Gymnodraco acuticeps
Lineage: Eukaryota; Metazoa; Chordata; Actinopteri; Perciformes; Bathydraconidae
Gene: trmt5
Product: tRNA methyltransferase 5
Biological process (GO): tRNA N1-guanine methylation; mitochondrial tRNA methylation
Cellular component (GO): cytoplasm; mitochondrial matrix
Source: RefSeq, a predicted model, not a curated record